AUGUUCCUUUUACGGAUUGCAGAAGCUCUUGUGACAAGUGAAGAAUCACAUGUGGCGUUAUCGAAUGCUUCCGAAAAUGAAACUGCUGAAUGUAAACACAAUGUCCAUAAGUUUUCAGAAGAACUGUCUUCGGAAGUUGACAAGUCGUUAUCUUCACAUAUACCCGAUGCAACUUUAAAUAAUCAACCGGUGUUUGAAGGGAGUGAAAAAUUAUCCAGGAUUCGUUUAAGUCCUUCCGUUGAUUCUUCUGUACCUAGUCCAACAUCUGCUCCUACUAAAUUUGUGCAGUCUAGAAGUUCAAAAAUUAACCCUUACCCAUCUGCUUCGUUAAACCCGGUAAAUUUUAAUACUAUACAUCCUUCUAAGAAGGUUCAUCAGGGAUUAUUAUAUAAUUUGCUCAUUUCCAAAGAAACUUCAUCACAAAAUUCUACAUCUAAACCUUCAAUAUCUAUUUCUCCCGGUCAGUCAUUCAUGGAAACUCUAGAUAAUGUGAGGGCAGAUAAUCUACUUUCUGACUCGUCGAUGUUCAGGAAUUCCCAUCAUGCUGAUACAAACUGUUAUUCCAAUUCAACUAAAACUUCUGCAGUUUAUUCUAAUUUUCGUCAUCGGGCAAAUUCUCUUGGUUGUAAACUUUCUAAUAAUCGUCCAUAUACUCGACCCCAUGCUUCAUCUGUUGGUGCAGCUUCUGACUUUUACCCUAGUCUUAAAGCCCGUUUACAACAACGUCGCCAAAUGGAAGAAUCGACACUAGAUUCAAUUUUUUCAAAACCAAAAUAUACAUUAUAUCAUCGAGCACUUUCAAGGUCACAUGAAAAUGCAAUGAACGUUUCACAUAUUGAUACUCGUUCUCAUAGUUUAAGCGCUAUCUUACCUCAAACAUCUAGUGUAUCCUCAUCCGGUGUAUCUAGUCCCCGUGUUCCACCUCAAAAUUUGGCAUCUCAUGCCAGAAUGACGACUCCUUCGCCCAGUGUCACAUCUCAGAGUUCAGGGUUUAGUUCAGCAAGCCUACAAAAAUCACCUCAAACCUCUUCACUCUCCAAUGAUUCUGGAUCUGACGAACCAAUUGAUCUCACUGGCUACUCUGUACCCAUAUCACCUGUUGCAAAUACAUUUGUUUCACCUAAUAUUACUCCCGGUGCUAAUAAUGUGCAGAAUGGAAAUUAUCCCUAUGUACAGCUAGCUAAGAAAACUGCUCGUCCGGUGCAAGCACGAAUCACUGAGUGGUUACGACAGAUUACUGAGUUUGUAGCUCUAUCUACACCUCUUGUUUCUACAUUGAAGCCUAAAUUAUGGACUGUUGAUGAUUUACCGAAGCAAAUAUACCAUUUGAAUAACAAGAAUGUUGUUUUUCCUUGGUUAUCAUUACUUGCACAGUGCUGGCAAAAACUUUUGGCUUUGAGUAUGGUUGAGAAUUCUUUGGAUGUUGUUGUUGUUGAAGACAAAUCACCUUAUGAAGAAGAUCAUCAAUAUCAUGAUCCUGUAAACUUGGAAAUCCCAUGGUCUUUGCUCCUAGAUAUACAAAAGUAUGGAGAGGCAAAAAACAAACGACCGGAUCGGAAGUUCGCCAACGAGCUCCUUCAAUUUUUGUCAGAAAUACGUCAAGCUGGUUUGAGUGCUCAGGAGUUUUAUUUACUACGUCAUGUAAUUCUUUUGACCGUUGAUGAGCCGGAUACGUUGCCUACCUUGGGUUUAAAUGUCAUUCGUGCUUCAAGAUGUAUGAACAAUGGUAGUAAUAAUAAUCGUAAUAGAGUAGAUCAUUCGAAUGCUGUUGCUAAUCUAUUGAAAGAUGGGACUCAGAAUUCUGUUCUUUCAUCAGAAGGUGAACCGCCCACAGUGACCUUUGAUUUAGCAUGUUUAGCUUGUGGACUAAAAGCUCUUCGAUCUAUGUGUCCUUAUCGAAUUGCAAGUUUAUUCUGCAGUCAUUUACGAAAUAGUUCAAUACUAAAUCAAACAUUCAUACUGGAAAUGCAUAAAAAAUAUUUAUUAGCUCUUAAAGAUUUGCAAACAUUUCCUUCUUCACAAAUCACCGCUGAUAUUGUCAAUAAUGGCAUUACCAAUAAUAAUAAUAAUAAUGACACAACUAGCAGUUUCGAUAGUAAUGGUACUGGCAACAGUAAAAACAAUAACAACACUAAUAAUAAGCAUUCCUUGCUUGAAAAAAUACCGGUAAACAAAAAAAGUAUCCUGGAACAAUUGUUUGAUAGUGCUUGA
This is a messenger RNA of Schistosoma turkestanicum, 2211 nucleotides long. Lineage: Eukaryota; Metazoa; Platyhelminthes; Trematoda; Strigeidida; Schistosomatidae. The record is from the annotation of a GenBank genome assembly.